AAAUGUCUGUGGGUAGAGCGUUCUAGUCUUCUUAUUGAAGGAACAUCUGUACUAGAUACAUGUACAACGUAGUCCAAUAGCUAGUACAUUGAAAACAGUGAUUAACAUUUAUUUUCGUAAAAAAGACUGAACAACCUCCAGUGUACAAGCCGCGUAACCCGGAUACAUUCAAUGUUUACCUGAUCAAGUUGUCAACUCCUGGGUACUUUGGCUUUGAAUGAGAAUGAAGCUGAAUUUGAUUUUAUUUGUUUUUUAUCUUGUCUUUCAAGAGUGCCAGGGGGGAAAAUAUUUUAUUUCGGCACCACGUAAUGUUGUGCCUGGCACUGCAUAUGACAUUAGUGUUGACAUCUUGAAACAAGAUAUUGACAAUGUAACAGUUGAAGCAAUACUACAAGAUUAUAGCUUCUCUAUACCCGAAGGCCCAAAAAGUUUACUAACUGCAAAUGGCACAUUUUCACCAGGAGUUAGAGGGACUCUGUCAAUGCCAAUUGACUUCAACUUACACUGUUCUUACUGUCGAAUACUUUUAAAAGGAUAUAAUCCACUUCAGUUUGAACAAGACAUUUUUAUUCAAAUAUCUUCUGAUAUUUUAUCAAUAUUGAUCCAAACUGAUAAAGCCAUCUACAAACCUAAAGAGAGAGUUAACUUCAGAAUCCUGGCAGCAUAUUACAACUUACAACUUUACACUGGAACAUUUCAUUAUGAAAUUCUGGAUCCUUAUGAUAAUAAAAUCAAUGUUUUGAGUGGAGUCAGCGGAACAUUUGGUGUAGUGGAAGGUUUCUUUGAUUUAAGUGAUCAGCCUUCUUUUGGAACAUGGAAAAUAAAUGUCAGAACUGAGACUGUUUCAGGAGCGGAGAGUCAAUUUUUUGAAGUAGCAGAGUAUGAUUUACCAAGAUUUCAAGUGGAUGUUGGGUUACCUCCUUUUGCUUUACUUUCUGAUACAACACUAUCAGGCUCAGUAGAGGCCAAAUACACGUUCGGCCAGCCAGUAUAUGGUUUAGUACUACUUCAAAUUGGUGAAAAUGUUGACACAAUAGACAAAUGCAAUGUCAACAGAAAAGUGACGGAAAUUAGUUUUGAGAUUAAAGGAAAAGGAAACUUCAGCGUACCUUUGGAGGAUAUUCGGAGAAGCGUUCAUCUCAAUGAGAAAAAGAAAAUUAAAAUCACAGCUUUCGUUACUGAGGCAUCAACUGGCAUUAAGCUAAAUGGCAGCUCGGUCAUUACAUACUAUGGAAACAGAUAUCAGAUCAAAUUUUUAGAAAUGACUCCAGCUGUUUUCAAGCCAGGUCUCCAAUAUACUGCAUACGUUCAAGUAACAACUCCAGAUGGACUACCUCCAACAGAUUCAAAUCUUUCUCUCAGUGUAUACACUUCAGUCACUUAUCAAAUGACUGUACCAGAUCAGGAGUUGUACAGUCCUUCCAGCUUCUCUGGAUCUUAUCCACUACCUGGACAGAACAUGAGCCUGCCAGCAAAUGGAAUACUGUCCAUUGAUAUAGAUAUCCCCUUGAAUGCUACGUCUAUUGAUAUCAAGGUGUCGUUAAACAAAGAAACAACUGCCGAGAAACGUAUUUCUAAAUCUUAUUCAAUGAGUAACAAUUAUUUACAAUUGUCUUUGCUGAGUAAACUGGUAAAAGCAGAAUCAGAUGUACUUAUUAAAAUAACAUCAACAGAAGCAAUCGAUUCAUUAGCAUAUGAGAUCAGAUCUAGGAGUGAUCAUGUGAAGUCUGGAGUAUUGGAGCUGAGCGGUCAGAGAGAGUUUAACGCUACAUUCAAAGUUGAGCCUAGCUGGGCUCCCAUAGCACAGCUGUUGAUGUAUUACAUUAGACGAGACUCCAAUGAAGUUGUAACUGAUAGUUUGGCUUUUAAUGUGGAGGGAAUGUUCAAGAACAAAGUAAAUGUAGCCUUCAAAGAAAAUGAAACUGACAUUAAUAAGAAUGUUUCCCUUGAGCUGUCUGCUGACUCAGAUUCACAAAUCUAUGUCCUGGCUGUGGAUCAGAGUGUCCUUCUUCUGAAGACAGGAAAUGAUUUAACACCAAAUAAGGUCAAAGAUUCAUUCAUCUCCAAGUUUCACAAAGGAGCAAUUCCUACAGAUUCAAACUUUGCUCUUUCCUACAGUGGAAGUUCAAUCAAUGAAGUAUUCUCAAAUAUGGGCUUAGUGAUUGCAACAGAUUUAAAUAUAUUUGCUCCUUUCAGGCCUAUAGCACUUGGAAGAUUUCCCUCAAGUGGCUUUGAUAGACAAGGCAUGAUGGGUGCACCAAUGGCGAUGUCAUUUAGAGAUGACAAUGCAAUGGAAAGCGCUUCAUUUGAGAUGGAUGUAGCGACAUCAACUAAGCCUGUUGAGAGAGUCAGAAGCUUUUUUCCAGAGAGUUGGCUCUGGACAAGUGUAAAGAGCAUCAAUGGUCAUGCCACACUUACUACCACAGUACCAGACACCAUCACUUCGUGGAUUGUUAGUGCCUUUGCAACUAACUCGGACACAGGUCUCGGCGUGGCACCAACUACUUCAAAGCUUCGUGUGUUCAGACCAUUUUUUGUAAGUCUGACUUACCCUCGCUCAGUCACACGGAAUGAACAGUUUAUUGUCCAGGCCACAGUUUUUAAUUAUCUUCCAGUGGAUCUAAUGGUCACUGUCUCUUUAAAAGAAAACCCAUUCUUGACACCUAUCACACCUGGACCUGGAAAUCAAGCAUCAAAUAUUCAGGUAAGAGCCAAUGAACAAGGAAUAGUGUAUUUCUCAUUAUCAGCACUGACUGUGGGCUCUUUGGACAUUGAAGUUUCAGCUAGAAGUAAUAUGGCAGCUGAUGCUAUUGUAAGACAGAUUCUCAUCAAACAUGAAGGAGCUCCUGUUGUUUACAACAAUCCUAUUUUAAUAAACUUGUCCAACAACCAGUCUACUUUUGAAAAAAAUAUUGCCUUCACACUUCCUGACUCUUUGGUUCCAGAAUCUCAAAGAAUUAGAGUUAAAGUGACAGGUGACCUAAUUGGAUCAACUGUACAAAGUCUCACAUCUCUUUUAACAUUACCAACUGGGUGUGGGGAACAAAGCCUGGUCAAGUUUACACCUAACAUCCACAUAGGCAGAUAUUUAAAGGCUACAAAUCAACUAUCCGAAGAACUGAAUAAGAAGAUCAUUGAUCUGUUAAAUGAUGGAUAUCAACGACAACUAACCUACAAGAGAUAUGAUAAUGGUUUUAGUGCAUUCGGAAACUAUGAUAUAAGUUCCAGUACUUGGCUAACAGCUUUAGUGGUAACAUCAUUUGCUGAAGCUCAAGAGUUUAUUUUUGUGGAUAAAGAAAUCAUUCUUAAAGCAUCAAUGCUGUUAAUAGACAGACAAAAUAUUGAUGGAUCCUUCAAUGAAUUUGGUAAAGUUUUAGACAGAAAUACUCAGGGAACAACUGCUGGUCCAGCCUUAACUGCAUUUGUAUUAGUUGCACUGCUCAAAGCCAAGGAGCUUGCUGAUGUUCAGGAUUGCAAAAACAAUAACAAGUGUAGAUAUUAUCUAUUGGGUAAUGCGACUCUAAAUGCUACAAGAAAUUUAGAAAGGCUGAUGCUUGCUGAUUCAAUUGAUGACCAGUUUUCUCUUGCUGUGGCCAGUUAUGCUUUUGCUGAAGCAAAAAGUCAACUUGCUCAAUCAACAUUUGAAAAGUUAUUGACAUUUGUUAAACAAGAAGGAGGUCUUGAGUACUGGAGUGCCAACAGUACAGUGAACAAUGAAGAAUUAAACAGAUUUAUCAACUGGCGCCCUCCUCGUCUUCAGGCCAGACCCAUUGACAUUUUGAUUACAUCAUAUGCUAUAUUGACCUAUAGUUCUCUGGGGCGUCUUGAUGAGGCUCUUCCAUCUGUCAGGUGGUUAACAUUACAGAAAAAUGCACAGGGAGGUUUUGUGUCUACUCAGGACACAGUUGUAGGACUACAAGCACUUUCUUCUUAUGGCAGCAAGUCAUUCAGGCCUGAUACUAACAUUACCAUUUAUGUGUCAGACAUGAACACACAUCUGACAAUGAAUGUGAACAGUGAAAAUGCUUUAUCACUACAAAUUCAAGAGAUUCAAAGCAAUAGUCAAGAUUUUAGUAUCACUGCUUCUGGUUCAGGCCUUGCACUUUUAGAUAUUGAAUACAGUUUUAAUGUCCUGAAAGAAUUGUCCAAGCCUGUUUUUGAUGUGAACACAGUUCUAUUAGAUGACAAGUUGGAUUCUUUUAAUAUAAUGGUCUGCACUAAAUUUUUGAUGAAGCAUGAUACAGGCAUGGUUGUCCAAGAACUUAGCAUUCCUUCAGGGUUUGUGCCAGACUUAAGUACUUUGGGACAAGUAGCAGGUGUCAAGAGAUCAGAAAGAAAAGGCUCUAUUGUAGCAAUAUACUUUGACAAGAUCAGUGGGUCUUCUCUGUGUUACAGUAUUGUUAUGACCCGUGAAGCUAAAGUAGCUAAGUCCCAGAAGAGCUAUGUCAGAACCUAUGAUUAUUAUGAACCAGCUAAUCAAGCAACAGUGUUCUAUCAGCCCCGAACUUUAAGAGACUCAACUGUCUGUGAUGUUUGCCCCAACUGUUGCCCAUAGAUGAAGAGGACAAGAUAGGACAAACUUCCAGCACUAAUUGUGCUAACUACUAAUCAGAAUAAAUCAUUAUUAAACUGUA
This is a messenger RNA of Biomphalaria glabrata, 4634 nucleotides long. RefSeq names its product CD109 antigen-like. Gene Ontology annotation, cellular component: extracellular region. The record is from RefSeq and is a predicted model, not a curated record. The transcript is spliced from 38 exons. Gene Ontology annotation, molecular function: endopeptidase inhibitor activity. NCBI's taxonomy places the organism in Eukaryota, Metazoa, Mollusca, Gastropoda, Planorbidae. The coding region runs from base 218 to 4555 and encodes 1445 amino acids.